Molecule: messenger RNA, 4585 nt
Organism: Struthio camelus australis
Lineage: Eukaryota; Metazoa; Chordata; Aves; Struthioniformes; Struthionidae
Source: RefSeq, a predicted model, not a curated record
ACAGUUAGAUUACAUUCUCCAGCAAAGUUUAGAUUUCCGUGUAACUUUGUCAUUUGCGUACAGAGCUACUGCCUGUUUUGAAAAUAUUACCUGUUAAACCUUCUGUUUUCCAUUUAAAUUGUAUCAUUUAACUCUCCUUUUUAAUCUUUUUUUUAAAGAACUUGGGUUGUCAAGAAUUCAUAAUGAGCAGCUUUUUUUUCUCUCUCUUACUUGUCUCUCUUCUGUUUAUGAAAAGCUUUUCUGAAGGCCAAGGACAUAAAUGGAAAGGUGAAGGUACAACACAAAACCUGGAAAGCGUUGUCAUUGGAAGGUGUUAUGAGUACACUAGAAUUGUGAAUCCUUCUGUUGGUGAGAAGAAUUGUUCAGAGUUAUGGGAAGCUUUUAAAAAUGCUUUUAUUAAGAAGGAUCCUUGCAACAUUCUACCUACAGACUAUGAAUUAUUUAUUAGCCUGUCACUGCACACAAUUCCGCCUAACAAGUCUCUCUUCUGGGAAAAUAAUCAGCUGCUAGUUAAUAGCUUUUCUGCUAGAAGUCGUCGCUACAUGUCUCUGGGUGAUACUCUGUUUGGCUUCUUUGGAGAUUGGCUAAACUGGUGUGGGCAGGCAAACAGCACUGGACUGGACUAUGACUCCUGCCCUACCACGGAGGAAUGUGAAAACAACGCAGUGGAAUCUUUCUGGCGAAUGGCCUCAAUCACUUAUGCACAGCACAGUUCUGGCGUGAUACAUGUCUUACUGAAUGGUUCUGCAGAAGGAGGAGCUUAUCCAGUCAAAGGUUUUUUUGCAGACUAUGAAAUACCUAAUCUCCAGAAAGAGAAAAUCUCAAAAAUUGUCAUCUGGGUUGUAGAUGAUAUCGAAGGACCUGAUAGAGAUUCCUGUGGAAUUCAUACUGUAAAGAUAUUAGAAAACAGACUGAAAACCCUUGGUUACGAUGUCACGUGCACUGACAAUUAUAAACCUGUAAUGUUCUUACUCUGUGUGGAUUAUCCUGAUCAUCCGAAGUGUGCUUUUUCAUCCACAGCGAUGCUAUUGCUGCAUGCAGGUUUGGAUGCGUUCUACCUGCCUCUGGGCUGCGACUUUCUAGCAGUAGUGCAGAAAAGGAGGGAGGAAUGUACCAGUUCUCCAGUACAACCACACAGUGCUUGCAGUAGAUUAACAGGGGAGCAGCCACUUCGUCCCUUCCAACCAUAUCUGCACCAGCAGCACAAAGAGGACCUAUAUCUUCAGACAGAGGAGGCAGCUGGAACAAGCUCAUGUUUGUUACUUUUGCAGGCUUUUUGUUCAGAUCUGCUUUAGUGUAUUAAGUUAAUCAACUGAAUCCAAAUCGUCUAUUUACUUCAGUUGGCUAUAAAUUUGGCUUUAAUUAAUUUAUAACUGCAGUUUCACCCUAACUCUAGACUGGCAAACCUGCAUAUUUCUAUGUAGAGAUCAACUGCUAAUAGUAUAAAGAAAUAUUCUAUUGCUGCUAAAAAGCCUCACCCUUCAUUUUUAUUUUCCUGAAUAGGAAGAAUCCAUUGUAAUUUCCUCUUGUUGAAUUCUCUAGCAUUCCACAAAGGAUAAUACAUUCUCUCUGUUCAUAUAUUGCAGUAAGAAAAGCUGUAUUUUGUCCAUCCUACAUCUCCCAAACACGUUCCUUAUUCUUAAUAAUCCUAGCAUUUUGGCCUGGAAAACUAAGUGUCUGAUUAUCCUAUUUUGGGAAAAGGAAUACGAAUUCAGACAGGAGAGAACUUAGAUGCUCAGCACAAAAAGCAAUACAAUAGAUGAAAUAGUGGAAAAAUAAACUCAUUUUCAAAAGUAGUAUAGUAUUUUAUAAAGCCAAACUUACCUGAAACUAUUGUACAGCGAGAUUCUGGCUUGCAUACAAUAUUCUGCCACAUAUAGUCAAUUGCUCUGACAUCUACAUAGCUAUUCCUCAGCUAAAUAUUUCCUGGCCACUAGAUAACCAAUAAUCAGUAGUACCAGGUCUUGGAAGUUCCACAGAUCUUGUGCCAUGAUGUGAUGAGUAGCUUUGUGGCAUAUCAAAUUCAGACAAGAACCUGCCAAGUCAGACAGCUGUCUGCUUUCAGUUAACUCACAUGGCAUGUUUCAGAAUGUAUUCAGAAGAGAGCAACUACCAUCUUGAAGGUCUCUUAAGUUGCUUCUAUCGGUUAUCUAAGUGUUCCGGAUACCUCUUCAUCUAAGCGACCAAGACUUAGCUGUCAAGAUGGCACAUAAGUCUUUGGAAAAAAAUAUUUGCUCUUCUAGAAAAUAACUUUAAAUUACAGUUUGGUUUUACUUUCAGGUUAGCUUCUUGACUAUUUAUUUGUGUAUUAGCUGAUUUUCAGGAAACUGGCAUAGGAUGUUCCUGUUUAUCUCAAUGUUUCUGAUUUAGGACUUCAUAGUAGUCCCUGGUCCCUAGUUUUCCGUCCCUGGUAAAACUAUAUCAUGUUGCAUGUUUGAAAGAAAGAAUAUCAGAUAAAUGUUGUUGUUGCUUAUUUGUCUUGCAUCCAUUUCUGCAAUAAUCUUUAAAUCAGUUCCAAUGCAAAUCCCUUUAAAUACAUGUCUACUUGCAUUUGCCUGUGUCACAGUUGGAUUUGGAUGUAAGCUCAAAGGGUUUUUGUGUCUGUCUCAGAAAUUUGCAAAAGUACUGACAUCAGAAGUUGCACACCUUUGAAAAUCUGGGCUGUAAUAUGCCUCAGAAUUGUCCCUUAGCCAUUCUGAAAUGUUAGUCCUUUGAUUAGUUCCUUCAGCAUCCUCCUCCUUUUUGUUGCUUGUUUGACUCUGUCUUUAACAGCAACUGCCAGAAUAAGAGGAGAGGCAAGUAUUUGUAACACAGACACAUCUCAAGUAACUAAAACCAAGCAAUUUUGAUCCAUCUUCUCUUUGUCCACCAUAAAUCACAUCAUGUGUUUGGUUGGCACUACAGGCUAUCGAGACAGGCCAUAUGAGACUCACAAAUAGGUAUCCAAGCCAUCUUUCAGUCUAGUGUUGUUCUACCUGUUGAUCUGUGUAUUAUGGUGUGGGGGUGAUUCUGAGAAUAGCUAAAUACAGUUAAGAAGGCAUAUGCCUCUUAGGCAACUUCCAUCCACGAGCCAAGCAUCCCCCGGCUGGCCAACUUACGCUUUCCAGCAUGUGAAAGCUUUUCAGCCUCUGAAUACAAUCAUCUACUUCAGCAGUGCAGUCAGUACUGGCAGUUACAUAUGAUACCCAACAUACUGUAGGAAAUGAUAAAUAAUUCUAUUUUGAAAAAGCUAUAAAAUACUUAUAAAAGUAGGAUAGAUAUAGUUCAAAUAAUUUGAGGAUAUUUACUGCAUAAACUCAUAUUCAGCCCAACGUACUUGGAAACUUCUUGCAGUAUUUACUUUCUAAUAUUCUUGCCUCCCUUCCCAUUGCUUCAACCAAGUAGCAAAGACAGUAAGGUUUUUUUCCAACAUUCUUUGAGUGAAGUGUCUCAAGCAUUUUGGAAAAGCUUGGGAAGAUCUGUAGAAAAAGGGUAAUUGCUUUUAGCUGCCCGACUAGUAUAGCUGGGAAAAAAAGCAGGCAAAGUUUUAGAUACAUAGUCUCCUCAGAUCUUAAAGGCAGCAAAUUUCAAGCUGAGUAUAGACCAGUUGCUCUGAGUUUAAUAUAAUUGUUUUAAUCAAUGAGAAAGAACAGUGUGACUGGCAUCUAGGGAGCAAAGGGGCAGAACAAGUGUUAGCAAAGGGAGGCAGACGCAAUAAGGUCAUUUGUUAUUCCCUGAGGGAGGGAGAAACAUGUAAACAACAAGUUGGGAACAAGAGCAUCUCUUAUCUCUCCUUCUCUCUUUCUAUUUCUCCCCUUAAAAAGUGCAUGAAUUACACAUAUACUUACACUUGUAUUUUACAGGUAUGUAGUGAGAAUCAGCUAAGUAUAUCUGUGCUCUGUCUUGAGCACUUAGUAAAUGUUCUUACUAGGAAUGCCUCAUGUAACAGCUGUGGCUAACCAGCUCAAUUAGCCAAAUUUGGAGAAAGCAUAAUGCAUAAAAGGUAUCCGCCCUUCUCAGUAAAUACAUGCACGCCUGGUAGUGUUCAACAGAGUGAUUCAAAUAUGUAUUCAACUUUUUUCAGUUAUUCAUACUUGUACUAGGAAUAGUACAAAACCAGCUAUCUCUGAACUGAAUUCCAGGUGAAAAGUAAGAGCAAAUGUUCAUAUGAAAAUACUGUGAAUAUCAUUUCAUCUUCAGUCUAGUCUGAUGCCACAAUUCUAUGUAGAUCUGUUAAUACCCAACUAUUCAUGGUGAAUAAAAGCAUCACGUACAUAAGCAUUACAAGGUGCUUUUCAUUUAUGCAGACAGCCUGCUGGAAGCUAAGAAGUUAGUAUUUGCUAUCUUCAUUCAUUUUGUGGCCCUCUUAAUAACUCCAUUAUAUCAUGCUCUUCAUUCCUACAUAGAAAUAGAUAUAAUCUCUUCAUCUGCUAAUCUGCUUUUUUCUGCUGCAUGACUGACUAAUUGAGAAUAAUUCAUUUUUUUCAGCGUGCAUGUGUUUGGGCAUUUAUACGUGUGCUCACACUCGUGCUGUCUCCUUUUAAAUGCAACUCGUGAGUGCUCUGGAGUGAGAACCUAUGAGAAUAAAGCAAGGACAACUUGUUCA